Molecule: messenger RNA, 1478 nt
Organism: Xenia sp. Carnegie-2017
Lineage: Eukaryota; Metazoa; Cnidaria; Anthozoa; Malacalcyonacea; Xeniidae
Exons: 2
Coding region: 80-1249 (389 amino acids)
Biological process (GO): lipid metabolic process
Source: RefSeq, a predicted model, not a curated record
AAGAAAGACAUUCAUAUGACACAAAACGGAUAUCACGUAGAAACAAGCAGAAGCCGAGAAGAUAAAUAGCAGAUGCUCGAUGUUUUUCGUGCAGACUUAUCAGUCUUCAACUUGUGAUGCGCCCGCUGGUCAUUAUUGUCCGUGGAUGUGGUUUAGUAGUUCUCCAUUAAAAUGUGGCAAAGGAAAAUAUCAAGACGAAAGGGGCCAAACAUCUUGCAAAUCAUGUAUGGACGGCGAAUAUAAUAUUCAAAAUGGACAAACAAAAUGCGAACUCUGUCCAGUUGGUCAUUAUUGUUAUUGGAAAGGUGCAUCGCCGGUAAAAUGUGGCAAAGGAAAUUAUCAAGAUCAAAAAGGGCAAAAAUCUUGCAAACGGUGUAAGUCCGGUCAAUACAACAUUGAAACAGGACAAUCGAAGUGUAAUAUUUGUCCAGUUGGUCAUUACUGUUAUUGGAAAAAUCAAUCACCUAAAAAAUGUCGUAAAGGACGGUAUCAAGACCAGAAAGGAAAAACAUUUUGCCUAAUUUGCCCAUCAGGUAGCUUUUGUCCGUCAACUGGACCUGUCGUGCCCAGCAACAAGACUUUAUGGGCUAUUCACAAUGCAGUGAAAUAUGCGGCCAAAGCUUACGAAGACGUUGAACCUGCCGACUUGAGAUUAGUCGACGAGAAAAAUGAUAUUCAAGGUUUCGUGAAGUACGAGAGAAAUACGAUUGUUGUAUCUUUUCGAGGCACGGACGAUAUCAAUGACUGGUUUCGCAACAUCAAUAUUCUGAGAAAAAAAUAUCGGGGCUGUAAAAACUGCAAAGUACACACUGGAUUUUCUAACAUUUAUUACUCGGUGCAAAAGCAGAUGUUUGCAAAAGUAAAAGCUUUAUCUCAUGUUCAUUCAAACUCGACAGUUCUCGUCACAGGUCAAUCACUUGGUGGAGCAUUGGCAACGUUUGCAGCAGUUGAUUUGGCUAAGGCUGGAUAUCAUGUUGAUUUGAUAACGUAUGCCUCACCUAGGGUUGGUAACAAACAAUUUGCCGAAUAUGUCGACAGAACUCUGAACGGUUUGAAUCUAAGAGUGACAUUCAAGAACGACCCAGUUACAGUUCUUCCGCCAAGAAUAUUUGGAUAUUGGCAUGUUGGGCAAGAAAUUCAUUGCGCUAAUCGAAAAAAUUGCUUUGAAUAUCCCUCAGAAAAAGAUUUCACGCACGAGAGACUAAACACUAAGGAUCAUAGCAUACUUAAUUAUCUUAAAAUAAAAUGAAACAGACGAACUUGCAACUUUAUAUAUCUAUCUUUAUAUAGUGGUACUAAAUGCUUUAAUUUGAACUGGGCUACUGUAGUAAACAAAAUAAUUUCGUUGUGUGAUUAUGGUCAUUGCGUCUCCACAAAAGAUAAAUAGCUAACUCCCUGAUACAAUUGAAACGAUGUUUGAGUUUUUCCCAACAACUUGUAUGUUGCCGAUCAGAGUAUUACCAAUCAUUUUCUGUAAA